CUCACCCCUCCUCCCGCAUCCCUCCCUCCGCUUCUUCCUUCCUUUUUUUUUCCUUCCCUCGGUCCUUCCUCGCGUCCUUCGUGCAGCCCGAGGAGCGGCAAGAUGGAGCAUACGGCCAGCGCGACUACAUCAGCAGCGGCGGCGGCGGCGGCAUCAUCAUCAGCAGCAGCAUCAGCAGCAACAACAACAACAGCGUGAAGGAAGAGACGCGGGCAGAGCAGUAGCAGCAGAUCAACAACAUAGCAACACAGCGGACAGCAAGGCAACCCGGAUAGUCGUGCCUGUGUCCUCCAGCCGUGAGCUCGGAGGCGGGGAGACCGACACCUGCACUCCUCCUCACCAUCAACCUCCUCAUCCUCGUCAUCAUCUGGCCGUGGAGGCCGAGAGAGAGAGGCAGAGGCAGAGAGAGAGAGAGGCGAGCGAGGCGGCCAGCUCCGAGCCAGCCCCGCCGGGCGUCCCCGAGAAGAUGAGAGCCGCGGCCGCGUGAAACAUGAGCGAAGAGCUUCAUCCAGAUGACGAGAACCACAUUGUCCGCGUGCGCGCAGUGGUGAUGACGAGGACGGACGAGGGCUGGGUGUCGCUGGCCGGCGGCGGCCUCAGCCAGGUCAGCAUCUCCCGCCUCCUGCAGCCCGACGAGAACGGCCGCAGCGACUUCCUAGUGCGCGGGGAGCGCAUUGGGGAUGGCCUGGUUUUGCUCAAGUGCUUUCUGAAGAAGAACCUGGUGUACACGGUGGCUUCUCCGACCUUCCACCACUGGAUGAUCGACGACAAAAAAUUUGGGCUCUCCUUCCAGACGCCGGCCGACGCGCGCGCGUUCAACCGCUGCGUGCGCAAGGCCAUCGAGGACCUCGCCGAAGGCUCCACCACAUCGUCGUCAACCAACCAGAACGAGGCUGAAAUUGGAGGGGACGACGAUGUGUUUUCGCUCAGUGUGGAAGGCAUUUCUCCCGCCCUGGUGAAGAAGGACGGGGGAGGGAAGGGACAUCAGGCGACGGCGCGCGGCAAGCUGGGGCGGCACGUGAGCUUCCAGGACGAGGACGAGGAGGACGAGGCGGCGCAGGGCAACGCGCCCGAGGAGCGCGGCCUCAUGGGAGUGCGCGGCGGCUACGACGACUACCGGGACGCAGCGGCGCGCAAGCGCGACCUGCAGGCGCUCCAGGGCCACUACGUGCAGGUCGGCUGCAAGGGGGACGGCAAGAAAGCCGAGUACGAGCGGUCACGCGGCAGCCCCGGCGAGGCCGAGGCCGAGAAGGAGGAGCGGGGCGCCGGCCGCUUCGGCAAGGCGCCGGCGGCGCGCCACCCGCAGCAGCUGCAGCUGUGCGAGCAGCAGCAGCUGCCGCAGCAGCAGCAGCAGCAGGCGCGCGAGGAGGAAGGGGUCGCCGGCGGCGGCGGCGGCGGCGGGGUGCUGCGGUGCAAGUACUGCCGCGCGGCGUUCGACCCGCCGGGCAACCGGCGCGGGGGCUGCCCGGACGCGCCGGACCCUGCCCGUCGCUGCGUGACGGCGCUCAGUUGCAUGUGCGCCGCGGAGAGCAUGCUGUACCACUGCAUGGCCGACCCCGAGGGGAACUACUCGGACCCCUGCUCGUGCGAGACGGGCGGCCACGAGAGGUUCGGCCUGCGCUGGGCGGCGCUGGUCGCUCUCUCGCUGCUGGUGCCCUGCCUGUGCCUGUACCCGCCGCUGCAGGGCUGCUACACGUGCGGGAAGGUGUGCGGCUGCUGCGGAGGCAAGCACAAGGCGGCGGGCUGAAGGGAAAGUCGCAGGCCGUAGCCGUGGCUUUGGAAGUCUUUCGGAAGCCUCGUGAAAAUAAAGGCUCCGUUGAUUCGCCUCCGGUUUAACCGGGCGAGUUUUCCGCGCUGGCGAGCGCGUCGGCCACUUACGGUAGUUUGUUCCGGCAUUCGGCGACGGGCGAGUCUGAGGGUUGGUCGCAGUCGAAUGGGGAUGGUCCACUCGCACUCUGAUGGUUACACAAAUAGGGUGUAGUGCUCAGUUUCGCGACCGAUUUAAUUCUAGAAAUAUUUGCAGAGGGGGUGUGUAAAGAAGAAAAAAAGGAAUGGUUUUUUUUUUCACGGAAAAUAACGUUUGGCUUCAGUGGUAGUUUGGAAUCUUUCGCCAUCGCUCUCACCGUUUUGAGUCCGCAUUAAUUGCCCUCCUCAGUCGUAUCUCGUCAACACAAUGCCAGGGGGGUGCGUACUGCACGCAAGCCGUUGGGAGAAUGCCGUACUUGUUUUCUUGACGAACCUCCUGUACACUUAACUUUCCGCGACGUCCGAUCAGUUCUGUUGUUUUUCAGCCAACCCCCCUCCAACGUUUGUCGAGCCCAAACGCUCUCGGGCCCGGCUCCUCCCAUGUCGAUCGCGUAGUGCAGUGGUUCUUAACCUGGGGUGCACGCACCCCCUGGGGGUGCGAGACAUGGCCAGAUUUUUGUCAGAAGGUAAAUCGUAGAGAAGGCAAAUUACGCACGGGCACGUGGGUACAACUACUUUGUUUCAUCAAACCCUAUGUAUUUAUUAACAUUGUACCUUUUUUUUUUACAAUUGAGAACCAAAGGGGGGGGGGGGGGUGGGGGUGCAAAGCUGCAGCAAAGGUUAAGAACCACUGGCGUAGAGGUUUCUUUGGGAGACGUUCUGCUGUGGGUGGACGGAUGGAUGGAUUUAAGCAAAACAAAAGGAGACGUGUAAGAAGGGUGUGUAAGUGUUGUGUCUGUCAUACUUGUCGUACAUAGACGCACUCGAUAAAUGCCACAAAAGUUGCAAUUAGAACACCCAGGGGUCGGUGGUACUCUUAGGCGUCUUGCUGUGAGACAGCGCAUCGGUAAAAAAAAUCGUCGCAAAUGAAUGGAUUUUCUUCCCCCAUGCCCUCCCCCUCAAUCUCUUGAGUGUCGAUGAACCGAAACAACUCGCACGGUUUCCAAAUUAUCACCUACCAGCUGUUAAAACAACUCGCGAGCAUUUUGUAUAGAGACCUCGUGUGUAUCAAGUAAUUGUUCACCAGUCACGACCAAAAAAAUGUAAACCCCUGGACUCGGAAGUGUCCAUUUUGAGUGUUCAUUGUCGAUCGGUAUUGAAAUUGCCCGAGCCUAAUCCUCCUCCGCUGCCAUAAUCGUCUUGCCGUUGUCCCCGAUUGAACCCCCCCCCCCCGUUCCCAGCAGCGACUGCACUCGGAGGCCCCCCAUAGAGUGACCCAAUUCACCUCGUCUGACAAGAGGGUCUGAGUUUAACCGAGAUUUUCAGAAACUUAGCGGAGUCAAAGUCCUUGGAUGGAGAUCCGAUGAGCACUCGACGCGGCACACUCCCCGGUCGACGCUUCACCGUCUCUUUUGCGCGUGCGAUUAAGAGGACCUGGAGGCCAGACUCCCCUUGCGUGAGCGACGGAGCCGGGGAGACCGUAGCUUGCAGUUCCGCCCCCGCGCUCCGAUUUGCCGCUCGCCACUGCCGAGCAGCUGUGGCCAGGCUUUCCCUGCAAGUUCACGGGGCCGCGCCGCGCAUCCCGGCUGCAGGCUUAUUAGGGAGGCGAUUUGUAAAUUGCACAACGAGGGCAUACGUACAAUAAUGCAUACGAGAGGGGGCGGUUUCAAAUGUGGGUUGUUGAAUGUGCGUACAGGCUCUUGUUUUCACUAUCAGCCUGGAUGACGGCUCUUGUCAAUUCACUGGCGAACAAAGGCAUCGAUGUUUGGCAGCAGAGGGGGCAGUGCAGCGAAUCCCCCGUUGUUGUGCUGUACUUCUUUGCUUCCACGCCUAUGCAUUAAUUGCACGAUGAGCGCACAAAUAAUGGGAACAUAAAAAUUGAGAUUCAACACGAUGUCAGCGCGACUCUUUUAGUACCUCAGUUCUCAACGCGUUUCCGCCUGGAGUGUAAACCUGUGUAUGUGAAUCCCUUCGGGGGUGCGUCAUUCGUAAACGGAUGUAGUCGUUUUAUUCUUUUUUCGGUUUGGGCACAACCCCCCCUCCCCCGCGCCACUGAGGCGCACGUGCUGGAACACCCCGCCGCACUGCGUCGGAGUGCCGGCGGGGGGGACAUCUAGUGUGGGAUGAACUCCACAGGUAUCCGCCAGUGACGUUCCCCACCUUGCGUUGUUGUUGAAAACUUCGCAGCGGCGUAUUUUUUGUGUGCGGGGUGUGUUGGACGUAUGUCUUUUUUGUUUUUUUGUUUUUGUUACCGCAGUUCCUUUGUGGUUUAAGGAGAAACUACGAUCUAUUUUCCGGGCACUUUUCACACCGCUUGAUUUUUUUUUAUUAUUGUUGUUGUUGUUGAUUUUAUUUUCUCCUUACAGUUUAUUGGAGCGUUCGUGUCCCGCCCGUGGGGUUUUUCCAUCACAUUGACGCAAUCCUUCACGUUGAGUUGAGGUGACCUGGCGUACUUGAUAUCAUAAGUUUUUGUUUUUAAGCGAAGUAUAAACUUUUCAAAAGUCCAGAAAAGGUGCGUAAGAUUCGAGAGUUCACUGCCAUUUGCUUCUGUUUAGAAAACAACAAAAGAUAUAUUUAUUUCUCUUUAAAUUAGAUGCCCCAUAUUUAAAUAGGGGUUGUAGAAAUUUAGAUAUUAGGCUUGAGAAUCUGAGAUUGAAAAGAAGCUAUCUGUAAACUUUAGCUCUGUAUGUACUGAAAGAAUUUUGUCAAAAAUAUUUUAAAAGUAGAUUUUAUAAAGCCAAUUUGAAGACGGGGGUCUCUGAACCACAAGCAGCCCGGUGUACAUAUUGUUUUGUAAUUCCAAAUAACUUGAGGCGUUCUUUGACACGAGAGAGGGAGUAUGCGCUGUAUAUAGUUCUAUGUUCAUGUUGACGAUGAUGAUUCCGUGUUUAUCCUCGGUGGGCCCCUGAGAGAGCGGGGCAGCCGGUUUAAAGAGUGGUAGUUCCUGAGUGAAGGUGACAUGAAUGCAACUUCGGUUUUAAAUUAUUAAACGAUUUCCUUAGACCUGACUGAUGUUUGCGCCUUACAGUUUUAACAUUAUCGAUCGCCUCGAUCCUUCGGGUUCGUUUCUAACAGGCAGCCGGGCUAUAUCGUCGGACAGUGGUUUCGUUUUUUUUUCCUUUCUCCGUUCGAGUCGUGGACAUGCGGCGACAUUUCCCAGCUCGGUGGGGAAAAGGCCGUCGUGGUUGCGUAACGUCGCGGUAAGAGGCACUGCGCUUCGUCGAGACUCGGUGGCACAGAGAGCCUACGCAGGAUACCAUUCCCCAGGGGCCCGUUUACAACCGCGUGCUGGAAAUCAGCCCCCACGGGCUCGACGCAGGUGUGGCCGGAGUUUUUUUUUUUUUGGGGGUGGGAGGGGGUGACCGGUUGAGUCGAAUGCGGCUCUCCGAUUCUUUUGGGACCGUAGCUGCCGUCGGGUUGACGGUGGGCAGACUGGGGCGCCGCGGGUGCGACGUUAUCUCCCUCGCCCCGUCACGCAGGGAGGCCCCCUUGGGUUCGAUCCCAAUAUCCCGUUGGACUCGGGGUCCCAGCGGUGCUCGCCGGUCGCACCGUGGGUAGGAGCGAGCGGGCCCCACGCCUCAUCUUGCAUGACUAAUUGCGGACUCUUGCGUUACACCGGGUUAUUUUUUUCUUUAGAUUUUUAUUAUUGUAUUGUUUAUUUGUAUUUUUUUUAAAGAAAGCAUUUAUAUAGUGACUUGAUAGAGCGCGCGCGCGCGCACACACACACACACCUUUCUAUCAUUCGUGUCGAGCGUUUGCAUGUCGUAUCGUUUUUUUUUGGUUAGUAAUUAAAAAAAAACUCUCGCUCCGAAGGAUAUUUGCUCAUAUUUAAAUUAACAUUUUGGCAACCGGAAGAUAAAAAAAAGAAAAUAAUCUCUGUAUAAAAAAAGCCUUUAUGUUGCAGUCGUUGUGUACAGUAUCCUUAUGCUUCCAAAUUGAAAGCAGUUUAGUGGUGAAAUCCUUUAAAGUAUGAGUUCUGUGUUGGUAACCGUUUGCCGUUUAUCAUAGAGAAGUGAAGUGCCUCCUGUUCUGUCUCCCAGCGUGCCACCGGUGUUCAAUCAAUACUUUAUAUCGGCCCUUUUUUUGACUGUAUUAGAGACACGUGCUAUGAUGUACAUUUUUAGUUUAUAUUACUCCUCAAUUUAUAACACUUUGGCUGUACGCUUAUGUGUAUACUCUAGACAGUGUUACUUGAACGGAAUAGUUCAUAAUUGUUUUCCAAUUAUGUUGUGCGGUGUUUUAUUAAUGAACACUACCAAAUAAAGUGCUGGUAUCUGCACCGGUGGGUCUUG
This is a messenger RNA of Petromyzon marinus (sea lamprey), 6197 nucleotides long. Its product is annotated as sprouty-related, EVH1 domain-containing protein 2-like. Gene Ontology annotation, cellular component: membrane. Gene Ontology annotation, molecular function: protein kinase binding. The record is from RefSeq and is a predicted model, not a curated record. NCBI's taxonomy places the organism in Eukaryota, Metazoa, Chordata, Hyperoartia, Petromyzontiformes, Petromyzontidae. Gene Ontology annotation, biological process: multicellular organism development; negative regulation of MAPK cascade.